This is a messenger RNA of Triplophysa dalaica, 2348 nucleotides long. RefSeq lists its product as uncharacterized. The coding region runs from base 34 to 1554 and encodes 506 amino acids. The record is from RefSeq and is a predicted model, not a curated record. Lineage: Eukaryota; Metazoa; Chordata; Actinopteri; Cypriniformes; Nemacheilidae. The transcript is spliced from 2 exons.
AGCUGGCAGGUCCACGCAUUUAGUGGCCUGAAUAUGGUUCACACAUGUGUGGUGGCCGGUUGUAGGAACAGGAGGACCCCUGGCACCACAUUAUCCUUCUACAGGUUUCCACGGGACCCGGAGAGGAAGCAGCGGUGGAUUGCUGCUGUGAACCGUAAAGGAUGGAUGCCAAACGAGGGCAGUAGACUCUGCAGCACACACUUCAUUUCAGGAAAACAAGUGAAGAAUCCUAGAUCUCCAGACUAUGUACCAUCAGUGUUUAUAUCAGCACCACUGUCCCCAAAUAUGAAGGAAGCAAGUGCAUGUGAACUUUAUGAUAAACAAGAAGCACAAGUGGAGGCAGCCAAUGCUUUGCUGUUCCUACAAGGACAAGGGCGUUUCGUGGAAGACAACGUCCAGAUCCACAGUCAUGAAGAGCCAGAGAAUGUUUCCUCUUCGCUUAGCAGUUGUAAUGAAGAUAAAGACGAUAAUGAUGAAAUGGACAGUGAUGAAGACAUCUCACUGACAAGUAUUAGCCAAGCUGAAAAGCCAGUAAAAAACGUCCCCAUGAAGUCCCCUGACUACCAGUUCAGCCUUGAAGCUCUUAGGAAAGAGAAUAUGGAGCUGAGGGAAUCAGUGGAGAAGAUGUCUCUCAACGAGGCGUCUUUCAGAAAUGAUCCAGAAAAGGUUCGGUUCUAUACAGGACUGCCGAACUAUUUCGUGUUUGAGACGGUUAUGUUGCUUCUCGUGCCACAUAUGAAAGGAGACAAAAAUGGAAAACUUUCAAAGUUCCAGCAGCUACUCUUGACACUAAUGCGACUUAGGCUUGAUCUUAGAAACCAAGACUUGGCCUAUCGUUUUGGGAUAACGGUAGCAACAGUGACCAGGACAGUCCAUCGGAUCAUUAGCAUAAUGUUCACCACCCUGGUACCCACUGCUGUUUUUUGGCCGUCUAGAGUGGAGCUCAGAAAAAACCUCCCGACAGCGUUACGUUCCACUUACCCAGACUGUGCAGUGAUUAUCGACUGCUUUAGGGUGUCUCUGGAAAAAGAGGAUGUGAAUCAGCAGGUCGCUUCCACGGCAUUCACCGUGCCCACCCAGUCAGCUCUUGUUAAUGAGCUGAAGUAUGUGAUAGGUGUUGCUCCGCAAGGUGUGGUCACGUUUGUUUCGGGCGGAUCACCGGGUCAUGUGAGUGACAAAAAUCUAGUGGAGAGCUGUGGCCUCCUCUGUAAACUUCUGCCAGGUGAUGUCGUGCUUGCUGAGCGUGACUUUGACAUCAGCGACUUGGUGAAUGCCCGAAAAGCCGAACUCAAAAUCACAAGUACAAGCAGCCAGAGCAUACUGGAUGCAGAAGCUUGCUCGGUGGCGGGUACAUAUUUAGACAAGCUGAAUGUUCAUAGGCAUGUAGAGCAGGUCAUAAAGAUGGUCAAGAGAAGAUAUUGUAUGUUGACCGGACCAGUGGAGAGUCCCUUCACGGUCAUAGAUCGCACUUCCAAUGUGAGCACUUUCGAUAAGAUAGUGCAGGUUGCCUGUGCCUUAAAUAACCUGUGCAUUUCCGCUGUUCCUCUGGAGUAAUCUGUUAUAUUCACCGCACUACAUUUGCAAAAUGCACCUUUAUUUUUCCCUUUUUUAACAAAAUGCUUUAUUUUGUAGGACUCUGUUGUUAAAAAGGGGAUUAAACAUUUCUAAGAAAAUUGUGUUUUGGAACCUAAGGACCAGUUUAUACCAAACAUUUUAUCAGGCACGGUUUACUGGACCAUUUACUAGAACGUGUAACUCUCUGGUGUUGUUACAUAAGGAAAUUCCUUAGUCUUUGCUUUGUUAAUGCUUUGGUGUGAUAUAGAAUAUUCCAUUCAUAGCUUAAAGUGAAAUGUGGUAUUUUUGAGAGUAGAGUCUGAGAUGUGAGAUUUUGACAUAUACAAGUCAAUAAACAAAGUGUUUGAGCCAGAGACAGCAAGAUUCGUAUAUUGGCUGUUCCUAGUUCCCAGUGCCUUUCCCAAUGUGAUCCUUAUUACAUUUUUGCUUCUGAAUAGAUACACUAUAUUUUUGCAUUAAAAUCCUUUGUUCAGUCUGUUGUCUUUGUUACAACCAUUUAUUGUAAGUAUCACCAUUAUAAGUUAUUUGCACUGUUGUUUGAUUUUAUUUUUGUUGUUGUUGCUGUUGUUGUUUUCAAUCAAAACCCAUAACAUUUGGGAUUAUAUAGACCCUUGACAUUACAGGAGCCCGAUGUUCACCAAGUGCACUUAAGAUUUCAGUAUGGUAUGCCCAGCUUUCACCUAGAUUUUUGUUGCGUUGAUCUAUGUUAGGAUUUUUGACAACAAUGAUAAAUUUGACUUCAUUUGUUCCACAUGUUUUCAUGUGUUCUAUGU